Messenger RNA from Drosophila gunungcola (fruit fly), 1833 nucleotides. RefSeq lists its product as uncharacterized. Bases 441 to 1052 code for a protein of 203 amino acids. The transcript has 6 exons. The record is from RefSeq and is a predicted model, not a curated record. NCBI's taxonomy places the organism in Eukaryota, Metazoa, Arthropoda, Insecta, Diptera, Drosophilidae.
GAAUAACAAACGAGCGCACACUGCAACCACAAAGCCAGGCUUCGCGUUCAUGCUGAAAAAUGUAAAUAAAAAUGUUAAUAAUUCAAAAGUGAACGUGAAUUUUAUUCUUGACUCGGGUGCUACUGAACACCUUAUAAACGAUGAGGCUUUAUUUAUGGACCAUGCUGAUCUGGAAACUCCAAUAAAAAUUGGCGUUGCUAAGCAUGGGGAGUAUAUCUUCGCAACAAAGCGAGGAGUCGUCCGUCUGGAAAAUAAAUAUCAGAUAACGCUGGAGGACGUACUGUACUGCGGAGAAGUUGCAGAAAACCUGAUAUCGGUCAAAAGGCUACAAGAGGCUGGUGUAACAGUAGUAUACAACGAAAAUUAAGUUAAAUUGAACAAAUACGGUGUCACGAUUGCUGAAAACACAGCUUGUAUAGUUGUCAUUCCCAUCAUACACUAUGAAUAACUUUACCGAGCAAUUUUUAAACGGAAACGAAACGGAAUCAGAGGAAACGACAAAUUCGACAAAUACAGUCGAUAUGUCCAACGUUUCCUACACCAACGUUUCCUUCACUUCUAACUUUGAAUAUCCUUCUACCUCAACUAUGUUGCAAUUAAUUUUCAACCAGAUGCAAACAUUGAAUACAAAUGUAGAAGAUCUUAAGGAACGCUUAAUUAAAUUGGAAACUGAAAACACAAAGAUUCAAACUCGCCUACUAACGGAAGUAAAAGCACAACGAAAGCUUGUACAAGUAAAUAAGAUUCGAAUGCUGCUACCACCUAAGCCCUUUGAUAAAUUGGAAGACCUUACAAAAUUUGAAGAGGACCUAAACAAUUCAGCUGAAUUGUGUGAACAACUGGAGACAGAAAUGAUAAACUAUAACAAUGUGGAAAAAAUGUUUACGGAUGAAAUUGCUACUAAGUAUUCGUGGAAGGGGACCAACACCAAAAUCUGUGUCCUAAGCUUAGCAAUUACAACAACAGUUAGAAGUGCUUUCAAUGAAAAAAUGUUCUAUCGACGAGAAGCAAUUCUCAUUAAUAUGCAGCAAAUGGUUCCAAACUGCCAAUGACAGAACUAAAUAUUAUAAGAAAACAGACAAAAAAGUAAAACAAAAUAUAUAAUAAUGUAAGAAUUAAUGUUUAAGUCUCUACAAUUUCAUAAUUUAAAUUUAAAAAUUAAUGUUUAAGUUUCCUAUAUUUCAUAAUUCAAAACAUGUCACUGUGAGUUCGACAUUUAAUCUUAUUUUAUCAUCUUGAACAUGUUUUUUUUUUUAAAUUUGUGUUCCUAAGUAUCUUGUUAAUUUUUGAGUAAAAUAAAUAUUAAUUAUAAAAAAUGUAAAAGUUUAUAUUUUUCAAUUUAUGUUCAAACGAAAAAGAGUCUGAAAAGAAAAAAAUUUAAGUGCUUAAAAAUGGUUCUUUUUUGUGCCUCAGAGGGUUUUCUAUGCUUCCAUCGGAGGGUGAAAGCACUUAUUUUUGUGUCAGAAAAGUGUCAGAUCGGACUCGGAAUCUGCCUCUUAAAGUGCGACCGCUUUCAAAGAAAAAAACUCUUUCCGGACACUUUUUUGCACACUUUAUGACUGUAAAUACUCAGAAAAAAGCAUCAGAAAACCGUCAGAAAACGCUCAAAUUGCUUGCUGGGAAAAGACGACUCAUUUUCGUGAUUUUGAGGUUCUUUUUUACUGUUACUGUGUUUUGGAGCUUUGCAUUAAAAAGACUGUAGUCUAAAACAAAAACUUUUAAUAUCAAACAAUAGCACAAGGUAUAAUUAACGUGAAGAUCGAACCUUCAACUCCAAAACUUUCUGAUAUCAAAUUUUGGAUUUUGUGACAAUUUUAAUUUUAACUAAAAAAA